Messenger RNA from Wickerhamiella sorbophila, 1263 nucleotides. Its product is annotated as GCR1-dependent translation factor 1. The transcript has a single exon. Lineage: Eukaryota; Fungi; Ascomycota; Dipodascomycetes; Dipodascales; Trichomonascaceae. The record is from RefSeq and is a predicted model, not a curated record. Gene Ontology annotation, molecular function: manganese ion transmembrane transporter activity; calcium ion transmembrane transporter activity. The coding region runs from base 1 to 1263 and encodes 420 amino acids. Gene Ontology annotation, biological process: Golgi calcium ion homeostasis; Golgi calcium ion transport; calcium ion transmembrane transport. Gene Ontology annotation, cellular component: fungal-type vacuole membrane; Golgi apparatus.
AUGGCAGUGCGGAAAAGAACAUCGUUGCUAGUGGGGGCGUUGCUACUGACGUCGAUUGCGUCUGCGGCCGCUGUUGCGGACGUGCAAAAGGACACUGUGGCAGAGAACAUGGGGCAGCAGGACAAGGCGUUCAAGAUGUCUCCCCAGGACAAGACGUUUGGAUCCAACAAAUUUGACGAGGCCGACAAGUUCAAAGCGCCAACGAAGGCUCCUAGCGGUGAGGAGAACAGUCUUGAUCCGGGUACGACGUUUGAAAAGGGCAACAAGGCCGAAGAGCCGGCCAUUAUUGAUGAUUACGAUCCCAACCGACUAGGUGUGUCGGCUGAAGAUGCAGCAGCAGAUCAAAGUGGCCGCAAGAAGCCCACCAAAGACCAGCCUGCUGAGGAAUCGACGCCGGAUAGCAGCGACCCCAAGGCAGGGCUGUCGACUGGUAAGGGCGCCAACUCUGGUGGUGUGGGAUCCGCUAGUUCUGAAGUCACCCACAAAAAGACCGAUUCCACUGAGACCGCCGCUCACGAAGACGAAGUGGAAUCUGAAAUCAGCAGCAGCGGCCAUUUCAUCAUGUCGUUCACCAUGAUCAUGAUGUCUGAAAUCGGUGACAAAACGUUCCUGGUGGCUGCCCUGAUGGGUAUGAGACACAACCCGUGGUUCGUUUUCUCUGCCAGCUACUCGGCUUUAGCCAUCAUGACCCUACUCUCAGCCGUGCUGGGUACUAUUUUGCCAUCGCUGCUAUCCAAAAAAUUCACAACCAUUCUCGCUGCCAUUCUCUUUGUUGUUUUCGGUGCAAACCUUUUACGCGAAGGAUUGACUAUGGACGCAAAGGGCCACGUCGAGGAAGAGAUGCACGAGGUGGAGCACGAGAUCGAGCUUUCGGAACAGACCACUAGCCAGGACGACCUGGAGAAGGGCGGCAGCUCAACCUACACAAACAACGCGAGCAAAUUAAGUAAAGCCAUUGAGGGCAUCUCGAACUUGGCCGGCCUGGUGUUUUCUCCUCUUUGGGUCCAAAUCUUUAUCAUGACAUUUUUGGGUGAAUGGGGCGAUCGAUCGCAGAUCGCAACCGUUGCCUUGAGUGCAGCAGGCCACUUCUGGGAUGUCUGCUUCGGAGCGUUGGCCGGCCAUGCACUGUGCACGCUGGGCGCUGUGAUCGCUGGCUAUUUCGUUGCAACCCAUUUGUCGAUGCGAACCAUCACCCUUGCUGGAGCAAUAGGCUUUUUCGUUUUUGGAAUCGCAUACCUUUACGAGGGUCUCUACACGCACUGA